Molecule: messenger RNA, 867 nt
Organism: Zonotrichia leucophrys gambelii
Lineage: Eukaryota; Metazoa; Chordata; Aves; Passeriformes; Passerellidae
Product: pleckstrin homology domain-containing family A member 4-like
Exons: 7
Coding region: 1-867 (288 amino acids)
Biological process (GO): positive regulation of canonical Wnt signaling pathway; positive regulation of Wnt signaling pathway, planar cell polarity pathway
Cellular component (GO): extrinsic component of cytoplasmic side of plasma membrane
Molecular function (GO): phosphatidylinositol-4,5-bisphosphate binding; phosphatidylinositol-3-phosphate binding; phosphatidylinositol-3,4-bisphosphate binding
Source: RefSeq, a predicted model, not a curated record
AUGGCAGAAAGCGCCGGCCCCGCCCGCCGGGACCCCGGCCCCGCUGGCCCCCGCACCCAGGACAGCUCGGGGCUGCGGCUCUGGAAGCGCCGCUGGUUUGUGCUGGUGGAUCUGUGCCUCUACUACUACCGGGACAGCAGCGAGCAGCAGGUGCGGGGCGGCCUCCCCCUGCCUGGCUACGAGAUCCGCGUCCUGCCCGCCGCCCCCCGCGCCCCCCGCGCCCCCCCGUUCCUGUUCACGGCUGAACACGCCGGGAUGCGAACGUACUGCCUGGGCACCGAGAGCGCCGAGGAGCUGCGCGCCUGGGUCUGUGCCCUGCGCCGGGGGGCAUCGGCCCUGCCGGGCUCGGCCCGCUCGCUCUCCCAGCAGGCGCUCCAGGAACCCGGGGCUGCGGAUCCUCCCGAGCCCCCACUGCCCACGCAUGCCCCGGGGGAGGGGCUGGGGGGCCCACCCGUGUCCCCUCCGUGCUGCCCCCCACUCCCUCCGCUGCCCCACAGCGAGGUGCUCCAAGCCCAGGAGGAGCUCCCGGCGCGGGGAUGUCCCCCCAGGGCCGGGGACACACCGGGGGGACCGCAGGGACACCCCGAGAACGCGCCCGCAGAGCGCUGCCCGAGGAAGCCCCGCCCCCCUGGAGCAGCGCCUGAGCCCCCUCCGGAGCGAGACAUCGGGACCAAUCAGCCACCGAUCUCUCCAACCACCUCUUCUGAUUGGCUGCCGAGCACCGCCCAGUCCGCGGGCACCGCCCCCACUCCGGCAUCCAAUGAGGCGUCGCGGUGGCGGCGGGAGGGGGUGGGGGGGCGUGGCCGUGCGCGCGAAGGUGUGGCCGGGCGGCCAAUCAGGAUCACGCUGCUGCAGGCCAGCUUCUGA